Molecule: messenger RNA, 1209 nt
Organism: Aspergillus ibericus CBS 121593
Lineage: Eukaryota; Fungi; Ascomycota; Eurotiomycetes; Eurotiales; Aspergillaceae
Product: Clavaminate synthase-like protein
Exons: 4
Coding region: 1-1209 (402 amino acids)
Molecular function (GO): dioxygenase activity
Source: RefSeq, a predicted model, not a curated record
AUGGCACCCACUCCUCCAUUCAACCCUCCCUCCGCUGACCUCCCCGGAAAGCCUUUCGUGCCCGAAUGGAUUCCCCCGGCCGUGACCAAGGAGAAGCACAACUUUGCGCAGCUCAAGUCGAUUGAUCUGUCACUGCUGGAUUCCGAGGAUCCAGCGGUCGUGGACAAUCUGAUUCAACAGGUCAAGGUGGCUAUUCGCGAUGAUGGCUUCCUCUUCCUGGAAAACUACGGAGUCUCAUUGGAACAGCUGCACCGCCAAUUCGCCCUCGCUCAAUACCUCUACAACAACAUCAGCGAGGAAGACAAAGAGCGACUUCUUUUCGACCCCGACACGGGCGUCUGGUCGGGAUAUAAGCAUCCUUAUGGAUUCAAGCGCCACCGCGGCCCCCCCGACGGCAUCGAGCAAUUCAACUGGUACAAGCCCGACUGGGCAUCCCCCCAAACGCGGGUCCCUUCCUGUCUGCACCCCUUCAUGGACGAAAUCGAAUCCUUCGCCACCUACCUCACCCAAUCCGUGAACCGCCGCCUCCUGACCCUCUUCUCCCGCGUCCUCGAACUCCCCGACGACUACCUCUGGCACCACGUGCAAUCCCACGGCAGCCCCACCGGCGAAGGCUACUUCCGACACGCGCUCUUCCGCCCCGUGCCAAAACAAACCGAAGAAGCGUCCAAGGGACUCCGCAUGCACGGGCACACGGACUUUGGUCUCACGACGCUGCUGUUCUCCGUGCCCAUCAGUUGUCUCCAGAUCUGGGGCCGCGAUGAACAGUGGUAUUAUGUGCCGUAUAAGCCGGGGGCGUUGGUGAUUAAUAUUGGGGAUACCUUGGAGAUUGUCUCGGGGGGACAUUUUAAGGCGACGAGGCAUCGGGUGUUUCGGCCGCCGGUGGAUCAGAGACACGAGGAGAGGUUGAGUUUGGUGUUGUUUAAUAGUUCGGUGGGGGGGUUGAGGAUGCAGCCGGCUUAUGAAUCCCCGCUUAUUCAACGGGAAGGCUGUGUCGAGGAACAGGGGGUGUAUAAGGAGUUUCGGAACCUCACGGCGCAGGGCAAGUUGGUCCCGACGAAUAAACAGUGGCGAGAGAUUCAGAUCGCGACGGUCACGGAUCCCACGGAUACAGUGCGGAAUCGGGUCGGGGCGGAUCAGGUGUUGAUUGAUGGGAAGGUCAUGCAUCAGAGGGAGUAUAUGGGGGUCAAGGUGGUGUUGCCAGUGUAA